AUGUCAUUUGCGGGCUUCCUUGAUAUUGCACGGAAGGACGUCGAUCUCCCUUCUACAGCUCCUAAAAGCUUACUGCAGAAUAUACAUGCAGACUUCAUCACGAAUUUUGAAAAGAAAAAAGAUUCUUAUGAGUACAUCAUGGCUGAGCCAUUGCGUCUAAGCGGUGUUUACUGGUGUGUGAGUUCGUUGUGCAUACAAAAUAAGCCUGACGCUCUCGAUAAGGAUGCCAUUGUAGAAUACAUCAAAGAGUGUCAGCGAUCUGAUGGCGGUUUUGCGCCUGCACUGCACCAUGACAGCCAUCUACUCCACACUCUGAGCGCGGUGCAAAUUCUAAUAAUGUACGAUGCACUGGAUAAAUUUGACCUGGAUUCUAUAGCUGAAUACGUCCGUCGGCUGCAAAAUGAAGAUGGUAGUUUCGGUGGAGAUGUGUCGAAUGAAGUGGAUACACGGUUCUCCUUCUGUGCUGUUGCUGCACUAUUCCUUAUCGACAGGCUGCACGUAAUUGAUCUCGAAAAGGCUGUUCAGUACGUGUUAAGUUGCUACAAUUUUGACGGUGGCUUUGGAACCCGACCAGGAUCAGAGAGUCAUGCUGGCCAGGUGUAUUGCUGCCUUGGAACAUUAUGCAUUGCUCGUCGUCUCGAAUCAAUUGAUAGGGAUCGAACUGCUGAGUGGCUAGCUCAACGACAGUGCGGUAGUGGUGGCCUAAAUGGACGUCCUGAAAAGCUACCGGACGUUUGCUAUUCAUGGUGGGUACUCGCUUCAUUGGCUAUGCUCGGUCGACUUGAUUGGGUUGAUAAGAAUGAUCUCAUCAAAUUUAUUUACGCUUGUCAAGACGAUGAGACGGGUGGCUUCGCAGAUCGACCAGGCGAUUGUCCGGACCCGUUCCACACGCUCUUUGGCAUCGCAGGCUUGUCACUAUUGGGUGAUGAUAGACUACGCCCAGUAGAUGCCGUAUUCUGUAUGCCGAAAUACACGUUGAAGAACAAAUCUCUCUGCUAA
Molecule: messenger RNA, 999 nt
Organism: Haemonchus placei
Lineage: Eukaryota; Metazoa; Nematoda; Chromadorea; Rhabditida; Trichostrongylidae
Source: the annotation of a GenBank genome assembly